UCAGGGGCGGGUCGGAGAGUCAAAGGAGCAGCUGAUUCUCACAGAASAGCCAUACUGAGAAGAUGAAGUACUACAAGUCCUCGGUGUCCCAGUCCAUCAGCAUCCAGGCUUACAGCCAGGACUGCCAGGUUCCCCUCACCUGCAGGAGGGCCGCCUCACUGAAGCCGGUCCGGAGCGUCCACUUCCCCAACGACAUCGUUUUCCAGGACUACGUGAAACACGGCGAGCUGGAGAGGAUCGGACGCUUCAUGCGGACCAGGAGGGUGGAGCUGGACACCAUCUACACCUCGGGCAUGGCAGCCAUCCACGAGGCCGUCCUGUCUGGGAACCUGGACUGUGUGAAGCUGCUGGUGCACUACGGCGCCGACAUCCACCAGAGAGACGAGGAGGGCUGGACCCCGCUGCACAUGGCCUGCAGCGACAGGUUCCCCCACAUCGCACGGUACCUCCUGUCACUCGGAGCCGACCCGGAGCUGGAAAACGACUGCGGCGAGAAGCCGGCCGACCUCAUCGAGCCAGACAACAAGGAGCUGCUGGAGCUCUUCGGACUGGAGGCCAACGACUGAGCCCAGCUGGGUCUCUGGAGCUUCACACUCGUCUUAAAGCUGCUGCAGCCCACCGGAGCCAGCCCUCUGCAGCGGGGAGACCACAUCAGUCUGGGCUCCUGGGUUUAGGAGCCAGCUCUGGAGGGGAGGGGGGUCAGAGCCCCUCUUGUUGGAGGGUCAGAGCCCCUCUUGUUGGAAGAUAGUCAGGAUUCUCCAGCAGCAUGACUCUGCUGAAUCCUGUCAGGUGGUUUGAUUUAUAGAAA
Austrofundulus limnaeus is the source of this 808-nucleotide messenger RNA. RefSeq names its product protein phosphatase 1, regulatory subunit 27b (gene ppp1r27b). Lineage: Eukaryota; Metazoa; Chordata; Actinopteri; Cyprinodontiformes; Rivulidae. Gene Ontology annotation, molecular function: phosphatase binding. Bases 63 to 566 code for a protein of 167 amino acids. The transcript has 3 exons. The record is from RefSeq and is a predicted model, not a curated record.